Messenger RNA from Fusarium coffeatum, 1380 nucleotides. RefSeq lists its product as uncharacterized. The transcript has 2 exons. Gene Ontology annotation, molecular function: amino acid transmembrane transporter activity. The coding region runs from base 1 to 1380 and encodes 459 amino acids. Gene Ontology annotation, cellular component: vacuolar membrane. Lineage: Eukaryota; Fungi; Ascomycota; Sordariomycetes; Hypocreales; Nectriaceae. The record is from RefSeq and is a predicted model, not a curated record. Gene Ontology annotation, biological process: amino acid transmembrane transport.
AUGAGCCACGACGAACAUAACAGCGCUUCGGCGCAAGAAAAGGGCAUCAGCGAAGCUCCUCCCGCUUUCGACCUUGCUACAAGAAAGGAAGAUGCUGUUAUGGCUGGCGAAGAAGCUGAGCUCAUCGAGUACAAGCACUUGACGUGGUGGCAAGGUGGAAUCGUCCUCAUCGCCGAAACCGUCUCUCUGGGCAUUCUAUCCCUCCCCUCCGUCCUCGCCACCGUCGGUUUAGUCCCCGGCAUCAUCCUCAUUCUCGUCAUGGGUUUCCUGUCCACAUACUCCGGUCUCGUCCUUGCCGAAUUCCGCGAAGCAUACCCUCACGUCCAGAACUUCGGUGACGCAGUCGAAGUCAUCGGAACGUCCAUCGGCAUGGGUCGCGUGUUCCAAGAAGUCUUUGGUUGGGCGCAGGUCAUUUUCCAGGUUUUCGUCAUGGGAAGCCAUCUCCUUACUUGGACCAUCUGCAUCAACACUCUUACCGGCAGCUCCACUUGCACUAUUGUCUGGGCUGUUGUUGGACUUGCUAUCUUCUGGGUUCUGAACCUUCCUCGUACACUCAAGUACACCUCUUGGAUGUCCAUGGCUUCUUGCAUGAGUAUUACUCUUGCUGUGCUGAUCACCGUUGGUGAUGUUGCGCAUGAGCGACCUAUUGGAUCUGGAAGCAUCGUCAUUGCGCAGGAGCUUGGCUUCACUGGCGCUUUCCUCGCUGUUACCAACAUCGCCAUCUCUUUCUCCAGCCACUCUUGUUUCUUCACUGUUAUCAACGAGUUCAAAGAGCCCAAGGACUGGCCCAAGGCUCUUGCUUUCCUCCAGAUUGUCGACACCACUCUUUACCUCCUCGCCGCUAUCGUCAUCUACGUCUUCGUUGGUCCUGACGUUCCUUCUCCUGCUCUUUCCGCUGCUGGAUCUGCCACCAUGCGAAAGGUCAUCUGGGGAAUUGCCAUUCCUACCAUCGUCAUCGCUGGUGUUAUCUACGGUCACGUCGCCUCCGCCUACAUCUUCCAGCGAAUCUUCCGCAACACCAAGCACAUGAUCCGCCGCACCAAGCUGUCCACCUUUGCCUGGGUCGGCAUCACCUUCGGUAUCUGGGCUCUGUCCAUGGUCAUCGCCGAGUCCAUCCCUGUCUUCAACAACCUCCUCGGUCUCAUCUGCGCUUUGUUCGCCAGUUGGUUCUCUUACGGUCUUCCUGGUAUCUUCUGGCUCUGGAUGCACUAUGGAAACUGGUUCAAGGAUGGGAAGCAGACUUGUCGCUUCGUCGCCAAUGUCGUUCUUUUCCUGACUGGUUUCCUUAUUUGUGUCCUUGGAUUAUGGGCUUCUAUUGAGGCCAUUGCUCAGGGUGGAAGCAAGCAGCCUUGGUCUUGUGCCAGCAACGCUGCUGAGUAA